UGUAAACAACACACACACACACACACACACACACACACCUAUCUAUCUACCUACCUACCUAUCUGCUUGUUCAUGAUACUGACAGGACACACGAGAAGAAUAGCCGAAUUUCAGGACAUGUCUUUUUCGCAUAAAGGGUCUUUAAUGUGAACAGCGCAAUGUCGAUGGAAGACCCGUUUUUUGUUGUGAAAGGGGAGGUCCAGAAGGCUGUGAACACUGCCCAGGGUCUGUAUCAGCGAUGGACCGAGCUGCUGCAGGAUCCUGGCAGUGCCACGAAGGAGGAGAUCGACUGGACCACCAAUGAGCUGAGGAACAGCUUGAGGUCUAUUGAGUGGGAUCUGGAGGACUUGGAUGAGACCAUUAGUAUUGUGGAAGCAAAUCCACGGAAGUUCAAUCUUGAUUCUGUGGAGCUGAACAAGCGGAAAGCUUUCAUCACCAGCACAAGGCAGACUGUCAAGGAGAUGAAAGAUCAAAUGGCAAGCCCAAUGGCCAUGUCCCAGUCUGACAAGAAAAGCAGGAAGACUCUGAUGGGAGAUGGAGGGUCUCGUGGACCGAUCUGGCAACCAGGAGGAGAUAAAUACACACGUCUGGACAGAGAACUGCAAUCAGCCAACUCUCAAUUGAUUGAGGAGCAACAAACUCAGCAGCAGUUCAUAGCCGAGCAGCAGGAUGAGCAGUUGGAGCUGGUGUCAGGGACCAUUGGCGUAUUGAAGAACAUGUCUGAACGGAUUGGACAAGAGCUGGACGAACAGGCAGUAAUGCUGGAUGAUUUUGGUCAUGAAAUCGACAACACCCAGUCCAGGUUGGAUAAUGUGAUGAAGAAGCUGGCUAAAGUUUCACACAUGACUAGUGACCGGCGACAAUGGUGUGCUAUUGGCAUUUUGUUGGCUAUCCUGUUCGUUGUGAUCCUCCUCCUCAUUGUUCUGUGAACAGCACUCGGUUCACAUCCACUACAGCUUUCUUCAUUCCAACCGAAGAAUUGACUAAACAAAGGUGCUUUAAGGAAAGGAAAUCGCCUUGUCUCCACUCAUUCAAUCAUACUCUUACCUGCUGAAUAUUGCGCUUUCUUCUGCCACUCCAAAAUGCUGCCUGUGUGGUACUUUAGCUUGUUUAGCUGUAAAUAUCUGUUCCGUUCUUGUUUUUUAACUGUUUUGGCAGAUCCUAAGCCCAAGGGGCUUAUAGUUGUGCUGUCUGCACCACUUACCUUUUCUGUAAGUGUGUUAGUACAAGAGGAAAAAGGAAGUCAAAUGAGAAUUGAGAUUAGUAUCCUGAGUCAGGGUAACACUUUAUCUUGCUACUUUUAACUUUUUGUGUCAUUAAUGCUUCAGAGUGAUUUACUGAAGUAAUAAUAGGCCUAUUUUUCACAUGAAAAUUCUAUGGCUAAUAUUUAAUCUCUUGCUUCCUGUCCUCUUUGUUAACUGGUUUAUCAUGUACACCUACUAUACAGGUGCUGAAAAUUUUCCAUCACCAAAAUAAUAUCAGCACUGACCCCUUUCUAAUGAUGGACACAGAAAAGGGGGCUGACAAAGUGUACAUAUAGAGUGGUGCAGGGAUGAUGUCAUUUUGUUUGCCAAAACCCGGAAACGAGUUAGCAUUUUAGCCCUUCCGGUUCCAUUGUCCUGAAGUCAGUGGGUUUUUUGAAUGGGAUUUUGGUUAAAAGCCUGAAAUAAGGUCUGUGGUGAACACAAGCUCAAACUAUUUUCACUUUUUAUUCUAUGACAUAAAAUACACCAGUAAUACCCCACUCAUGAUUUUUUUUAAAGCUUUUACGUAUUGAAAAAGGCGGUUGCUAACAAGUUGCUAAAUGGGACUACAGAUGUUUGUCGGGGACAUUAAACGUCAUCACGCCGAAGAGGAACAAACUUUGCAGACGAACUGCUUCAGGUAUGCAGUGCACAAUUCCCCAAAAAAUGUGGUUGAAGAUUCAUCCACAGAGUAAAUCCGUAUUAUGGAAAAUAUUAUCGGAAGGUCUGUGAUGGUGACGUUGAAGUCGAGCGAUCGUGGUAUAGUUUGUUUAUAGCAUACGGUUAGCUUUUUAUUUCUGACGAUUGUAAUUGUAAAAUGACAUCAUCCCUGCACCUCUCUAUUAACACAUGGAUUACAGUCAGCAAUUAUAUACAUACAGAGUUAUAUGGUGGCUCUAACUAAUAAAAUGUCCAGUAAGUGUAGGUACAGCAUAGAUGUAACUAAUAAUUAACAGCUCAAUGGUGAUUCUAAUGUUUAUUUCUAAUAAUUAUUGAUAACUAAUGAAGUUAAAGCUAUACUGAACACUGGGGUUUCUUGAUUUGAAACCAGUUUAUUUUCGAAGCAGCUAUUUGAUUAACAGGACUAAAGACAAGUUAACCACUUCCUAUAAUAUCACUUUCCAAAUGCUUAUGAUCUCUUUUGUCCUGUCUCAGCUUGUAGUAGAGAAUUUAUUUCAGGCUAAAUGAGACUAACUGAAUGAGCUUGACUGUAACCUAUUUAUAACGUACUUUGAGCAUGUUUGCUCGUGAGGUCAGUUGUAACUAAUAACGAGCUGCACAAUUAGAAGAUUCUGCAUAAACAUCAGUUUGCUUCAAGUGAUGCUGCAGACAUGUAGCUAUACAUCAUCUUGAUUUAAAAACACACCUGCUGGGCAUUUUCACCUGAACAGUUUUCUUAUCGCAUGGAUGUGCUUCAGCUUGAAGGCACUUGGUCCUGAUAGUGGAACAAUACAGUGGGAACACUGAUUCAUUUUUAAAAAAUUAAAUAAUAGUACAACAAAAUCAGUGAGAAAGGUUAAGACAGUUCAGGAACUACAUACAUGAAUAACAACUUUAUGGGUUAAAACACUACUUUAUGUUUAUUACUUCAUGUACCUCAGCAAAGCAGCCAUGCAGCUCUGACAAUAAAAUGAAAUGUAAAAAAAAAAAAAAAGUUUGCGGUUAAAACUGAAACCAGGCUUAAAUUCAGCUCAAUUUAUUCUACAUGGUAAAACUUUUACUGCUCAUUUCAGUUCUGUCUUUCUGACUUUAUAUAGUGUACUCAAACCAAACUGAUAGAUGAUAUAAACAUCUAAGAAAUAUAUAGGGAUUACUUUUAAGGAGAAAUAAGUAGCUAUUCCUACUACAAAUAAAUGAUUAAAAAAUAUAAUGACAUUGCAACUUUUUCCACUGCAACUACCAAACAUUUUACACCAGAAAAAUGAAACUGCUUUUUUUUUGGCCACCAGUUCUGUAACAAAAGUUCCAGUUAAUUUUAAAAUGUUUUAUUGGUGUAAAAGAGAAUCUACACAAUGAAUAUGAGACUGAACUUAGAGCUAAAUGAAUCACUUCACAAGUCAUUUAAUCAGUCAAAUAAACACAAAUCACCUCUUUACGUCACUGUCAAACACAACGAAAAACAGAAGGGUCUUCGUCUACACAACUAUGUAUCGGCCUUUGGCUGUCGGCUGGUACGAGUGUUGCAGGCCUAUGAGCUCUUCUUUGAUGAGCCGUGUGAUUUCUGCUUUUGCUUUCUGCACUGCCAACUCAUUUGCACUCUCGAUGGCGAGGUAAAUCUUGUGUUCUCCCUCUUUGGGUUCUUUCCCAGGAGGGAAGUAUGUCCCUCUGAUGGUGAUGGCAGCCUCUGAAUAUUCGCCAAUCGUCUGCAGAGCCUCUUUAGAUGUCACCUUCCACCUCACCGUCUGGGGGAAAAACGUUGAUCUCCAGCUCCUCUUCAUACCUCUUCACACUGUCUACCUGUUCAGCAUUCUGUCGCUCCUCCUCCAGUUUCUCGAUGGGUGUGUAAGUCAGCUUGGCGUUGAUUUUCUUUGCGAGCUGCUCAGCAAUGGUCUUAGCGGAGAUGGAGAGUGCGAUCAUGGUGCCACCCCUCAUGAUGGCGUUAGAGGCCUGUUGCAUUACGUCCUAAGCUUUUGCGCCGAGGUUUUCUGUGUGUUGAUCUUCAGUGCCAGUUUCUUGGCGAUUUCAAGUUUCUGAAUGUUUCCAGCUGAAGGUGCAGUGAGACCACCAAGUCCUGCAGCAAAAACGGUGAGUCCUGAACCUGACGGUACAGCACCCCCCGGAGUGGCCAAGUCCUUCACAUGCUUUUUAGAGUUAAACAUGCUUUCGAUCUGCUCAUCUAUAUCCAGUGCUGUGUCCUCGUCGUCUGACUCAUAAAGACCAAGCGCUGCUUUCUGCAGUUUCUUCCUUUCAUUAGCCAGAGCAUGUUCAGUCUCAUCGAACUUAAAGCCUUUCCCUGAAAACCCACUGCUGCUCUUAAUACUCUUCCCCUCCGCUUUCUGCUGCUCCUUGAAGGUCGCCCAAAGCUGCUCGAGUUCAGGAGGAACUGAGGACCCUAACAACUCCAGAGCUUUAAUGAUGUCACCUGCAUAUCGCACCUGAUCCUGAGUGAUAAACGUGUAUGCGUGGCCCUUAUUUCCAGCUCUGCCAGUCCUCCCGGCAUGGUGGACAUAGACCUCAUAAUGAUUGGGACAGUUGUAGUUCACCACUAGAAUGAGGUGCUUUACGUCCAGGCCUCUCGCUGCCACUGAUGUGGCCACAAUCAGCGGACACGCCCCGCUCUUAAAAUCAUUUAUUAUACUAUCCCGAUCAUACUGAUCGAUUCCUCCAUGCAGAGACAUGCGGGGGUACGAGGCCUUCAUCAAGUCUUUCAGUAAGCCGUUUGCGUGUUCCUGUUUAUCUACAAAAUAAUCACUGAGCCUUUCUCCUGAUAAUGACCCAAAAUCUCCAACAGCUUCAGGAACAACUUCUCCUCCUCAAUCACAAUCACAUGCUGCUCCACAUCUGAACACACCAUGCUCCUUCCCCCAACCUGAACCUUGAUUGGUUUGUUGAGGAUACGGCGAGCUAAAGCCUCCAUCACUCGAGGAAAUGUUGCUGAAAACAUCACUGUCUGACGAUCCGGCCGCACAUUAUCCAGUAUGUGCAUUACCUGCGGUUCAAAACCCAUAUCAAACAUUUGGUCAGCUUCAUCGACUCCGACAUAUGUGCCUCUGCGCAGGUUCGUGACUCGUCCACUGUUGGCUCUCAGCAUGUCGAUCUUUCUAUCAGGAGUACAGACAAUGAUUUCAGCUCCAUUUCUGCUAUCUGCUCGCUAAUGCCUGUUCCACCGUACACACACACCACUCUGAGCACCAGUGGAUUGGAGAACUUUUUACACUCUUUGGUGAUCUGCAGAGCGCGCUCACGUGUUGGCGUCAUGAUCAUCGCGAUAGACCACUCCCCCUCCUCCAGGGGGCAUUGGUCUAAAAUAUGGCGAAACAUUGGCAGCAGAAUUGCGAUGGUUUUCCCACUUCCUGUCUUGGCAAUACCGAUGAGGUCAUGUCCGGAAAUGAUGGCGGGAAUGGCCUGAGUCUGGAUGGGCAUAGGCUUCUCGUAGUGAUGCUUUUUAAGGGCAUUUAAGACCUUCAUGGUUGGUCCACACUGCACCCAGGUCUUUAUGGGUUUGGGACAGCGUUUCCCCUUCAUCGAGAUUCCCUCAAGCUCCAGAGGAUACUCAUUCACCUCCUCUGGUGUCAUUUUGGUUCCAGUUCAGGAACUUCUACAUAGAAACUCUUGUGAUAGGAUUCGUACUGAAUUUUCUGAUGAUCGACAGGCUCCAGAAUUUUCCACUGUUUGGUCUGGAAGCCGGUGAGAGCCAUUUGCAGGUCCAUUUCCUCCCCCUCUGACAUACUCUAUGGCAUCCUGAUCGUUCUCCAUUAAUUCCCCUUUCUUUUUGGUGAUGUAAGGAGUUUUUUUUCAUCUUCACCACCGUCACCACUUUUGUCACAGUCAUGCCUCCUUUUUUGUCUUUUCCUCCCUUCAUGGUGCCCAUGUUGUUGUACUUCAAUUCCUCAUUCACGUCCUCCAAUAAAAGUCCCAGUUUAUUUAUUUAUUUAUUUAUUUAUUUAUUAUUUUAUUUACUUUUGUCUGCUGAGGGUGGGGUUAGCAGCAUGUAACACUGAAUACACACACACACACACACAGAGUGGCCAUAUAUUUAAACCAUAUGUGUCUUCUAACCUGGCCAGUUUGAGUUGAUCACAUGACCAAACUUAAAAACAGCAAAAACCCUCUGUGGGCUGUGAUGAUGUCAUUCCCUUUACCAUAUUCAAAAUUAGAGUUUUUUCUUAAGUUUGUGAAAAAUUAACCAGCACCCAGUUGAAUGUAAUGUCUCUCAUAGGUCCAGGUUUAAAGUAUAGUGUGGUGUAGAAUUUCAGUUUCCUCACAGACAUUUUAAGGUACGUUUUGUAAAUAGUAGUGCGUAAUGUGUUCAUAGAUCAAACUAUUGGUACACAGGGUGGUGAAUUUCACCUUCACCGUCCAAUCAGGAACACAAUCUGACAUAGAGAAAACAUUAUGUACAUGAUUGAGAUCCAGGGUUAGGUAUCAGUGUGUUUAUUUCCAACAAGUAUUAUCUCCUGAACUAGUCAUUCUAUCAAAAUUAAGAUAGACUGUGCUUUAGAAUAAAAUAGUGACUGAAUUAAUCUGUCGGUCCAUUUGAAUUUAGAUGCUCUAAAUGGCUAAAUAAAGUAUAAAGUAUGACAUCACAUUAACUGUAAAUUUUUAGAAAUAUUUGAUGUAUCUUGCCAAUAAUCUAAAUUUGACCUAUGACAUUUUGCACUAGCUGAGUAAAUGCUUGUAACGCUUGUUAUGAUGCCUGCUUAUGGUUUAUCCUAUGAUUGCUUAGGUUUAUAUACACAGUGUAUUUUAGUGACAUGGUUAUGGUUGUUGACCAGAAGAAUACUUCCCACGUAAAGAAAAAUGAUUCACAAAAUAAAAAGCAAAGCCACAUUUGUAGUUGGUAAACAUGCACUUUGUAUUCUGCACAUGGUGCACUUUGAACAGAAUCAAAGGGUAGUGUUGUUUAUGGCAGUUGUAGCACCUAUAAGGCUAUAGGUAUAUAUUAUAGAAAGUUCUAAAUAAGGUUAUGUUAAAGCUGUGUUUCUUUUUAUCAGUAGUGGCCAUUUGUAUUCAUAGUAGGCUGUGAUAGAGCUUACAUUCUACUGGUGCAACUGACUGUGGGACCCAAAGUUCCACUAGCUCCAGGUUGGGCCAAAUCUUGUUUCCCUAAAUUUGCAGUGGAAAAGCACCCAUUGUUAUAUAUUUUGGAAAGUAAUUUCUCAAGUGUUUGUUCAAAGUGUGAAGUUUCAUUUAUUUUCCUUUCUUGGGAUUGACGCCAUAUGAUCAGUGGUGCAACGAGGCCAUGUUAUAGCUCCAUUAAAGCUGACAAAUGAAACAGGAAAUGCUUCUUAUGGCUCCUUAAAGAAGAUCUGUAUACUUCUGUGUAUUGCCUGAAUAGAGUAUAGUGACCUUUGGCAUGGUUUAUUUGCUAGAUUUACCUUGCACAAUACUAUAUCAAAGUAUCGACCAAAAGCCGCUGUGAAGUUCAGAACACUACAUAGCUAGUGCCUUAGUAUCUCAUACAAGAGGAAGGGCAGAAAAAACUUUUUAUCUAAGCAUUAUCUACCAUUUCAGAAGGAUAUUCUUAUGUGAUGGGAUUCCUCUCCAUACUUCAUUUGCUGAGUCUUAAUCAGAGAAAUUGGUUCAUUUGCUGUUAGAUUUGGUUUAGGUUCAUAUUAUACAUAAUGAAACAAACCAAAAGCAACAAGAAAAACUUUAGCUGAGUGGUGUAUAUGUCUGAAAGUUAAUUAUUUAUCAGUAAUCUGGAAUAAAUGUAAACACACGUUUGCCAAGUGUGCAUAAAAAUCAGAAGAAUUACCUGAGCAUGGAGAACACCAUGCUAGUGCUAAAUAAGUCGUUAGAUAAUUAUAUAUAACUAUCUCUUUAAAUUCUCUUUUUGUUUGUUUAUUCAGUCAGGUUGAUUCAGAGUCAAAUGACUUUCUCACUGAAAUAGAACCACACUAGAUCUCACUUGUAACUGGACCGAGACUACGUCCCUCAGAUGCUCUCGGACACGAUUGUUUUGAUCUUACUUUCUUUUCACCUGCCUGAAGAAGCGCACCGUGUGUGAGAACACAACAGGGUUCCAUUCAAACAGACUAAACACUGCAUAUGUGAAUGCACCUUUACCUGUCAGAAAGGGUUUCAAAUAAAACCCAUUUAGGACACUUUGAACGAACCUUUUUCUAACCAUUUUUCAAAGACUGUAAGAGGGAAGUUAAUCUGCUGCUGUAUAAGUGUAUGUUAGAUUCAGUAUUGUAACAAAAAAGGUCUCCGCAAUCCAUUUUCAUAUUUUAUCAUUUGUGUAAACCGUGAUAUACAAUGCUUUUAUCAUGUUCUUAUUGAAUUGUUGACUUUGUUUAUUAUUUGUUUUCACACACUAUUUUUCUGUCACUCCGAUUUUAUGGAAAUCAUGAUCGAAUUUUAUGUACAACAAAAAAAAGGCUUAUUUCUGUAGCCCCAAACAAGACUGAAAAAAUUAUCAGUGACCUAUUGACUAUGAUGAGUGAUUAUCAUGCUGUUGUACAGUGUACCACUAAAACAAAAACACCCACUGUAAAGUAAAAAUUGCACAAUCAUGUCACUGUGGACUGGUGACAGGGUGGAGAGAAUAUGGGCUUUUAUUAAUCCCUAUAGUUUGUUCGAUUUGAUUGUUAGUUUGAUGUUUGUUUACUGUGUGAGAAUGAACUGAUAUCCUGUUGUUUCCCUUUGGCCAUCAACUCCCCUUUAAGAAAUUCUGUCCCAUCAUCCCUGUGUGCAAUUGAGUUCCCUGUGAAUCUAUUAAAUGCAGAUUGCUGCUGAA
Ictalurus punctatus (channel catfish) is the source of this 8646-nucleotide messenger RNA. It is a transcript of the gene stx6, whose product is annotated as syntaxin 6. Gene Ontology annotation, cellular component: SNARE complex; synaptic vesicle membrane; endomembrane system. Lineage: Eukaryota; Metazoa; Chordata; Actinopteri; Siluriformes; Ictaluridae. Gene Ontology annotation, molecular function: SNARE binding; SNAP receptor activity. The record is from RefSeq and is a predicted model, not a curated record. The transcript is spliced from 8 exons. Gene Ontology annotation, biological process: Golgi vesicle transport; intracellular protein transport; vesicle fusion. Bases 159 to 929 code for a protein of 256 amino acids.